CCAUAGGCUCGCGACCAUAGGCUCGCGACCCUCCAGGGGGUGUUACAGUGAGUACGUCAGUAUAAUAGCAUCCCUUCGCCAGCAGGGGGCGAUAAUGAGCCGACUCUUGUAGAACUUCUCUCUAUGCAACAACACAAGGAGGAAGAAAACCUGGUGGACUGAUGUCAUUCGGGCUCAGUGAUCUGAAUCUUCAGAGCGUUGUUUUAAAGAUCAGCCGGUCUGUGAGGCAGCUUACUCGAGGAGAGAAGGCUGCACCAGACGUCUUAUUACAAAAACAAGUGAUUCUAAACAAAGUAUAAUGAAGACUCUGAUGGUAUUCGAUUUCGACCACACAGUGGUUGAUGACAACAGUGACACCUGGGUGAUAAGAUGCCUCCCUGGUGAGAAACUUCCUGACUCUGUGGAAAACUCCUACAGAAAAGGCCAUUGGACUGAGUUCAUGGGCCGAGUGAUGAAAUACAUUGGAGACCAGGAUGUCAGCCCUGACAAGAUCCGCAGUGUGAUGGAGACCAUCCCCUUCACAGCUGGAAUGACAGACUUGCUGACUUUUAUAUCAGAGCAUAAAAGCAUCAUCGACUGCAUUGUCAUCUCUGACUCCAACACCCUGUUCAUUGACUGGAUCCUCCAGGUAUCAGGGCUCCAGGCAGCUGUCGACCAGGUCUUCACUAACCCAGCCGUGUUCAACCAGCUCGGGCACAUGGAGGUGCAGUGCUGCCAUUCUCAUGACUGUGGCCGCUGCCCUGUCAACCUGUGUAAGAGAAAAAUCCUGGAGCUAUAUCUGUCAGAGCAGUCUGACGGAGGUGUGAAGUAUGAGCGGAUAUUUUAUGUGGGGGACGGUGGGAAUGAUCUCUGCCCGGCCUUAUGUCUGAGAGGGAACGAUGUUGUGAUGCCGAGGAAAGGAUACACCCUGGAGAAACUGCUGGCCAGACUGGAGACUCAGGGAGACGACGCUUCUCUAAGAGCUAAAGUCAUUGCGUGGAGCAGCGGCACAGAAAUCCUUGAAGAACUAAAAGCCAGUAUGUAGUUGUAGCAAAGACCUCUGAGUUCAAAAUACAUCUUCAAUUUUUUACUGAGAUAUUGAACUUCAGCACAUAUUAGGUCUGAACACAUGAGGGCAAAUGCUGCUCUUUGUAAUUGUCAAAAAAAAAAAAUUAUUUAAAGAGUGUGUAUAUUUUUAAUCAAGUACUAUCUUGAUUUUUAAAUAAGUCAGGUAAAUUAUAGUUGUUUUAUUACUGAUCCUUGAUAUUUGAUGUGUCCGUAGAAAUCUCUAAAGAACAAAGUUUGACUUAGAGUUAUAAUCAAUUUGUGUCUUUUAUUAAACAGAGUCCCGGGGAUGACAGCACAAGAGCCCUUUUAUGUAAACAUGUACAGCACCAGAUUAUAACUCAGUGCAGGUCAUAAUUAGUAUAUCAAUUAAGAUCUUCAUUGUUAUCUAUGCUCUAAUUAAGAGUACGUGGGAAAAGAAAACUAUAAAGUUGAGUGGAUAUGUUGAGCUGAAACUCAAGCCUCUAAUCGAGACAGACAGAGGACUGGAGAGACCGUGUUUACUGAAACAGCAGCUUGUGCCAUAAUAAACGACCUGCUCUCAAACAAGUCUUUUGGCACAAUAAAAGAGAAGUUUUGCAUUUUGAGAAAUAGAGUUCAGAGAGACUAUUCAAACUAAACGGUCAACUCUUCUUGAUCUGAAAUAAAUAUCAAUCAUGCUGCAAUCUUUUGAUUGGAAAACCCAAUGUAUUUUUCUAUUUCAUGAAUUAAUGAAAGAUCCAUCUAAAACAUGUUGCUGGCUAAGAUUAGCGUGUAUAUUAUUUGUUUAUUAUGUGUUAUAUUGUAAUGCGCAUGGAAUAAGGAAUAUUGUUAUUAAGUUGUUGUUUUUUAUCAAAUACAAAAAAAACUAUAACAUGAGAUUGGCAUUAUAUAUCGACCAUCAGUCAGCCUGCUCUUUAAUUACAAAUUAUAUAAUUAAAAAUAAUAUAUUAGUUGACCACUAAUUCAGACCUCCCUCAUGUCUGGGCAGUAAAUCUAAAAUGCAAUUAUCAGCAAAUCAACUUAUCGUAAAGGCUGACAGUGGAAACUGAGAGCAUUCAACAUAAAAACCGUCUUGUUCAGUUUUUAAGAAGUUUCUGACAAAUUGUAUUUAUCUGGGAUUCAAGAACAAAAUCUAAGAAAACUCAAGAGCAAUCUUGUGCACUUCUGAUUGCUGAUAUUCAAUAUUUCUGGAUGAUUUUAUCCUUUAUUAAUCUCCUUUAGAUUAUUAAAAGACAUUUAUAAACACAUGAUUUAAACGUCACUUUUAAUUUCAAUAGUGCAAUGUUUGGUCUGCUAAAUGUUAAAUUAUGAGUAUAAACAAUCAGAUGAGAAUUGGCCUAAAUGGCAUGAAACGUUAAAUAUUUGGAAGCUUACGUAAGACAACAGUAAAGGCUACAAUUUGAAUCACAAUAUGUUGAAAGGAAACUUUUCUUCACAGUAACACGGACUGCCUUUUGUACAGCAGCACCAGUUAUAAAAAAAAGUUGAGAUAUGGUCGGCAUCUCUGAUUUUGAAUCAAACUUUUAUUGCACUUCAUGUCAUGUGCGUCUUUUCUGAUUUAAACUUUUCUACCUUUUCUGGUGACAGCGUUCUCUGAGCGAGUAAUAUCAUCCAGUGUAUCCGUCUGCGAUUGGCCUUUUUGUUUCAUAUCUUCUACCGAGGCUCCAGAAUAAAAUGAAUCAGCCUGUUUGUGUUUCACUUCCAGAAGCACUACCUCCACUUCAAUCCUAUGUGACCUCUGAAAGCACAUGGCACUGCAGUCUCAUGCUCUCACACGAGGGAGCAUUUGUUUCCUAUGUUACUUACAAAAGACUGUCUUGAGCUUCAAACAUACAAGGACAUGGCAUUCAAUAAUUUAGAAACAGUUACGCAUUUUAAGAACAGCUUCAUGAAUCUGCUUCAGACCUGUAAAGACCCAUUCCAGAACAAAAUUAGUAGAUGUCUAUGAAUGAGAGCUGUUGUUCUGGAAACAUUUUUAGCACACGUAAGGUAAAUUUGUAUUUUUAUUUAAUCAAAGGGGUAUAAUCUUUUUUUUUUUUAAGUAAUUGUACAAGAUCAAAAACAAUAAGCACUCUGGCUGUCUUUGAGCAUGUAGGUAGAACUUAGAGCAGGGCUUACUGUCUUUGUCGGCUAAGACAGACUCCUGACUCAGAUUUAGACCAGAUUUUUAAACAGUAUUUCUGUGCAGCUCUGGUUAACAUUAAAAUUUAUUCAGUCUGCCUUUAGACUAAAUGAAGUCAAGGAAUGAAACAGUAUUCAACUGCUGAAACAUUAUCUAACUUACAGAAUGAAACUAUAAGUAUUUUUAACAAGUCAGUGUUUUAUUUUAUGUACUUUUUAAAAAUCUUUAUAACAUAACCGUUAUAAAGCAGGAAGUCAUACACAUUAAACUGAGCUGAUUCUGUUAUUCCUAAGUGAUUAUGCUUUUGAAUAAUGUUUUCGUUCUCAGUAUGGUGCUUUUAACACACAUUGCUUUGUGUUUCAAAGUGUUUACCCUUCAAUGUUAUCAGAAGAUGAACACCUCAGGUUUAUAGUUUGUUAUCAUACAUACAGGUUUGGAUUAAGUUGACUGUGAGUUGACUUAAAGGCAUUAAUUUUAUUUUUUACUACAGGAACAAUUCCGUCUUCUUCAGCAGGAACUGCCAGAGAAACCGAUUCAAGUAUUAAUCUUAUCUGAAGUGAUGUUUUUAAAUCAAUCCACACUUAAAAUAUUAGAGACGGUUUACUUAUUAAAGUGGUUCAGGUAGUUAGGUAAUCCUGGUCUUUUUUUCAGUUUAAACAACAUAAAAAUUAGAGAAAGACCCUUUUGGAGGGUUUGCUGAAAAUGCCAUGUUAUUCUGAUUCUUGUCAUUCUAACGAUGUGAUUAAAACCUGGAAACCUC
This is a messenger RNA of Notolabrus celidotus (New Zealand spotty), 3908 nucleotides long. It is a transcript of the gene phospho2, whose product is annotated as phosphatase, orphan 2. Lineage: Eukaryota; Metazoa; Chordata; Actinopteri; Labriformes; Labridae. Gene Ontology annotation, molecular function: phosphatase activity. The coding region runs from base 299 to 1024 and encodes 241 amino acids. The transcript is spliced from 5 exons. The record is from RefSeq and is a predicted model, not a curated record.